This is a messenger RNA of Seriola aureovittata, 10843 nucleotides long. Its product is annotated as latent-transforming growth factor beta-binding protein 4-like. Gene Ontology annotation, molecular function: calcium ion binding. The transcript is spliced from 38 exons. Lineage: Eukaryota; Metazoa; Chordata; Actinopteri; Carangiformes; Carangidae. The record is from RefSeq and is a predicted model, not a curated record. Bases 184 to 7206 code for a protein of 2340 amino acids.
CCGGGUAAUCUUUGGGGUUAGAUUGUCUGGAAACUUCCCAUCACUUGGAGGUCGAACAGUAAUAGUGAACCUGAACCUCUAACAGACACCAUGCAUUUUGCCGGGGUUUAGUAACAUCACACAAACAACCUGCUGAUAUUCCUCUUUUUUUUUUUAAGUGUCUGUCCCCUGAUCGACUCAGACAUGCGGCUGUCUCUGCUCUGCGUUUGGACGAAUUGGAUUUUAACUCUUCACACCGUAGCUCAGCAUCAUCCUCACCGAGAGGAGGGAGACGUGCAGCCUGGCCACCGCGAGGGGGUUCAGACCGGGUGGAGGAGGCAGAGCCUCGGCAGACCGACCCCGCUGCAGCCGGACGCCAACAAGCCGGCGGCGGUGAAGGAACCCGAGGAGAAGGUCAGAGGAGGGCAGGCCAGCGGCCGCAGGAGAGCACUUCUGACCGGUCCUCAUGUCUGUGGAGGUCAGUGCUGCGUUGGAUGGACUUUGACGCCUAGAACCAGGAGAUGCACCAAACCCAGAUGUUUUCCUCGUUGCCAUAACGGAGCGUUGUGCCGACAAUCUAAUCGCUGUGUUUGCCGGCAAGGUUUCCACGGUCCUCGCUGUGAGUUUUCCACGGUGACGUUUUCUGUGCUAGAGCGGCCACUGACCUCCCUCCAACCCACCAUCAUCCCACACAGGCCUCCUGUCCAAUUCAACCCCCCCCAUAAUCCUCCAGGACCAACCACCACCCCGAAGAGAACCACCAGACCUGUUCAAUGCCACGUCAUGGCAGCUUGCUCUGGUCCUGCUGCCAUUUUCCCUCUGUUUGCCUCCACCAGAGCUGCCACAACAAAGAUCACCAGCAAAGCUGCCAUUUUAAAUGCUAAACCAGGAGCCUCAGACCUGGAUCCAUCUACUCCAGCUGAAACCCACAACAGAGAAGAGGAUGCUAAGAUCCCCAUCUCUGGUUCUGCUAAGUGUAGACUCAAAACUGAAGGUGUUCAAAAAAGGUUUCCACUGCCUGAGGAGAACCAGGCCUCUCUGAAAAGUAAGGAGGUGAAGAUGAAGAUCACAGCUGAGGAAGCACUGACUAAAGCUGGAUCUAAAUCUGGAACCUGUACCAGAGACACUGAGGCCAAAGAGGAAGGAGCACAGAUCACAGAAAAAACUCCAACCCUGAAGUCUGAUCCAGAACCUGAGGCCGAGGAAGCUUUACACUCAAAUUCAGAGACAAGAUUCGCCUCCUUUAAAACCUCUAGUGUGGAGUCCCAUCCACAGACUGAGAUACAGGAAGGAGCAGAUCCAGGGUCUCUGACUGAAAACCAGAAUCUAGAGUCUCUUUCAGGGUCUGAGACUGAAGAAAGGUCUAUGACAGCAGAUGAAAGUGUAAUCCGACAGUCUGGCUCAGCUAAAAGAUCAACAGCCUACACAGUCCCAAACCUGAGGCCUGAAGCAGAGAGAGGAGGAUCUCUGAUGUCCAGGUCUGGGUCUGGGUCUAAAGAAGAACAAACUAGUUCAAGUUCUGAGUCAGAGGAAAGGGAAGGGGUCUUUAAAAUCUCACAGGUAGAGUUUUAUUCAGGGUCUAAAGUAGAGAACCAGAGACGGGCAAGCUCUAAGAUUCCAGACCUGGGGUCUGAUCAGGUUCUGAGAGGGGAGAGAACUGUGGAUCCUGCAGAGACGAGGAGGAAGGAGGUGGAGAGGCUGAAGAGCGGAGGAGCAAAGAAGCAGUUGCUGAGUCUGCAGGAGGCCCAGGCCGUUCUGCUGAGGAAGACUCUGUCACGGGGAGGAAGAGGAGACAAGAUGGCUACCCUGCUGAUGAAGCACAUUGAGAAGGAGAGGAAGAAACUUCGCGCUCUGACCUCCUCUUCUUCCUCUACCAACUCUUCCUCAUCAUCAUCAUCAUCAUCAUCAUCAUCAUCAUCUACUUCAGUUAAAACCAGUGUGAAGAGUUUCCACACGCAGAGGGGCCAGUACACCGUCCACGUCACUGUACCCUCAGCUGAUGGACAGACAGCCACAGAAGGGGGAGGGGGAGGAGGAGGAGGGGUGGAGAGGAUCCAGGUGAUGUUCACGCCAACCAUCUGCAAGGUGCGCUGCAGCCAGGGCCGAUGCGUCAACUACUGUGAGAGAGGCAACAUGACCACGCUGUACAGCAACAGUGAGGGCGGAGGAGGAAGAGGGGGAAGGAGAGACGGCUCUCACGGACCAGGCUUCAGAAUCUUCCUCUGCCCUCUGCUCUGUAAGAACGGAGGCGUCUGCCUGCAGAAGGAUCGCUGUUUCUGCCCACCAACCUUCACUGGAAAGUUCUGCCAGAUCCCUGUUGCCCCCACCUCCGCCGCAGCUUCCCCUGCCGCAGCUGCCCCAUCCUCCACCAAUGAGAUCGUCAAGCCUGCGCUCUUCACCGCCAUGGCAGCCAAUCAGGAGAUGACCAGGUCAGAGUUCCUCUUGCCACUGGGACAGAACCAGGAGGCAGCAAGGUCUGGAGUUCCUAGUCCGUCCAUGGUGAAGGUCAGAGUGCAGCACCCCCCUGAGGCCAGCGUGAAGAUCCACCAGGUGGUGAAGGUGUCUGGAUUCAGUCCCACCCUGCGGACGCUCUCUUCUCCCUCCUCCUCCUCCUCCUCGGGGUCAGCAGGUGCUCCGGCUCCAGCAGGGAGGCCAGUCCAGGCCCAGACAGUGAGGGGGGAUGGGACAUACACCCAGUAUUCUGGGUUCAAGUACUGCUUCAGAGAGGUCAAAGAUGGACAGUGCAGCUCUCCUCUGCCUGGACUGAGGAGCAGGGAAAUGUGCUGCAGAGGCAUCGGGAAGGGCUGGGGAAUCACCGACUGUGUCCUCUGUCCUGAUAGUACAGCAGUUGAAAGCAACAGUAGCUGUCCUGUUGGUUUUGAGCAAGCCAAUGGAACACAGUGUGUCGAUGUGAAUGAGUGCCUUCAGCCAGGGCUGUGUGAGAACGGGAUCUGUGUGAACACCAGGGGGAGCUAUAGCUGUGUGUGUAGGGCGGGGUUCAUCCUUGAUGCCUCACAUGGAAUCUGCAUCUCCCAGAGUGUGAUAUCAGAGGAGAAGGGUCAGUGUCACCGGGUCCUGGGCUCAGGUCAGGGUCCAUCCUCCUGCUCCUUGCCCAUCCUCAGGAACAUCACCAAACAGAUAUGCUGCUGCAGCCGAGUCGGCAAAGCUUGGGGACCCGACUGCCAGAGGUGUCCUUACUUUGGUUCAGUGGCCUUUAAGGAGAUCUGUCCAGCCGGUCCUGGUUAUCAUUACUCAGCUUCAGCCCUGCAGUUCAACCAGAGAGUAACCCAACAGCUGGGGGGACGAGGAGCCCCACUGGUACCCCACGGCAGCCAGGAGAACCAGGAGAACCAGGGUCCUGAUUCCGGUGCCAGUAGCAGCGGAUCCUCCAGGUCUCAGCAGAAACCUUCGACCUCUGGAGCGACAGCUGGUGGAGCAAGUACUUUACUGGACUCUGCUUCGGGUGUUGGCUCCAGCGCUGGAUCAACUGGCACUAGCAGUAUCCAGACUAGACCCAGUCUACCUCAGCCUCAACCCCGGCCUCCGCCUCAGCCUCCGUCUCAGCCUCAGACCCGCCCGGCCGCUGGCUCUCCCCCCUACAGACCAGUACAGCCUGGCAGCACCGACACCACAGGCACCCACGUCAAACCCCAGACUCCUGGCAGAACUGGGACCCAGCAGAGCUUUCCUGAAUCUGCUCCAUCAUUCUCAAAACAACCAAGACCACAGCCUCCGUCCACCGGGAGUCAAGCAGGUGCUCGUCCCUCCACUGUGUCCCGACCAGACCAUCCACCAGCCAGAGGGGACUCGCUCCCCGCUCCGGCCCAGCCACAGAGCCCCGAGCAUGGCUCAAGAACCAGCGCAGAACUCCCUCCUCUGCAGAACAGACCACCUGUCAGCCCGACCAGCAGACCGACCAGAGUCCAGACAGUGCGAGGUAUGUGCGAGAGCAGACCAGGGGUGUGUGGGCGUGGCCGCUGUGUGGAUCAGCCAGGUGGGAAACACACCUGUGUGUGUUAUCAGGGAUACCAGCCCAACUCUCAGCACACACACUGCCAAGAUGUGAAUGAGUGUGUGCAGUCUCCAGGUGUGUGUUCAGUGGGAGAGUGUGUGAACACCAUGGGAAGCUACAGAUGUGUGUGUCCGUCCGGAUACAGGAGCAGCAGCCAGCAGACCGGUUGUCAAGACAUUGACGAGUGUCAGCUGAACCCCUGCAGGAACGGGCGCUGUGAAAACAUGCCAGGCAGCUACAGAUGUGUCUGUCGCCUUGGUUACAGACUCACCGGCAACACCUGCACAGAUGUGGAUGAGUGUGAAGACCCUCUGCAGUGUCCAGGUCAGGAGUGUAUCAACAGUCCUGGUUCGUAUCGCUGCGCGUCCUGUCAGCCUGGAUAUGGACUACUCAACAGGCUCUGUACAGACAUCGACGAAUGCCGCCAGGCUCCCUGCGCCAACGGUCGCUGUGAAAACACAGCCGGAAGCUACCGCUGUGUCUGUCACCAUGGUUACAAGCUCCACAACAACAACUGUACAGAUGUAGAUGAGUGUGCAGAGCCGUCUCAGUGUCCAGGUCAGAUGUGUGUGAACUCAGUGGGAUCGUACCGCUGUUUGUCUUGUCGGCCGGGAUACACACUGACCAACAGACAGUGUUCAGAUGUGAAUGAGUGUGAGAACAGCAAGACUUGUCCUGGUCAGCAGUGUGUGAACACUGAAGGAUCCUACAGCUGUGUGGACUGUCAGCAGGGAUACCACAGUGUGAAUGGAGUGUGUUCAGAUAUAGACGAGUGUGCGAGUACAGGGGCGUGCGAGCCUGAGCGAGUGUGUGUGAACACUGUCGGGUCGUUCAGGUGUGACUGUCCUCCUGGGUAUCGAACCUCCGGCCUUGGGAGACAGUGCAGAGACAUUAACGAGUGUUUGGAGAGUGAUUUCUGUUUCUCUGGAGGAGAGUGUGUGAACACACCUGGAUCCUACUCGUGUGUGUGUUCUCAGGGAUUCAUGCUGAGUGACAACAGGACGUCCUGUCUCGAUGUGGAUGAGUGUCUGAAGCCAGGUGUGUGUUUGGACGGUCACUGUAUGAACACUGAAGGCUCCUUCCAGUGCCAGUGUCAAACUGGCUUCACUACCAACCCAGAGAAGACCACCUGCCUCGAUGUUGAUGAGUGCGUUUCGUCUGGCGGGUCAGUUUGCGGGUCACAGCGUUGUGAGAACACCAUUGGUUCGUACCGCUGCCUCACUUCCUGUGAGCCGGGCUACCAGGUGACACAGUCCGGCAAGUGUGUAGAUAUUAAUGAGUGCACCAAUAAGACGGUGUGUGGGGACCACGCCUUCUGUCAGAACCUGAUAGGAACCUACCUGUGUGUGUGUGACAUGGGCUUCACCACCACUGCCGAUGGAAAAGCCUGCGUGGAUGAGGAUGAGUGUGUGUCUCUGCAGGAUGCGUGUGGUUCUGCUCGUUGCGAGAACAUGGAGGGAUCCUUCAUAUGUGUGUGUGACGACCUGGAGGAGUUUGACGUUGCGGCUAGGAAGUGUGUCAGCCCUGUACAAUCAGCAGUGGGCCCCAACUACUCUUCCUCCUCCUCCUCCUCCUCCUCCUCCUCCUCGUCCUCAUCCUCCUCAUCCUCAUCCUUCCAUGUCAGUGUGGUGGAGUUUGAUCCUUUGCUGCCCCCCCUCCCUGCAGCCCGUCCUGGCGAGCUGCGGGAGUGUUACUACAACCUGGCAGAGCAAGGAACCUGCAGCCUGCUGGCCACCAACACCAGCCAGCAGGAGUGCUGCUGCACGUUGGGAGAGGCCUGGGGGCUGGGUUGCCAGUACCACGCCUGCCCCCCCACAGACACAGCUGGGUUUCUGUCUCUGUGUCCCAGUGGGAGAGGAUAUGUGACUACUGGACCAGGAGCCUUCAGCUACAGAGAUGUGGAUGAGUGUAAACGUUUCCACCUGGAGGUGUGUAAAAACGGAGUGUGUGUCAACAACAUCCCCGGAUACAGCUGCUACUGCUCCAGUGGAUACGUGUACAACAGCACACUGCUUGAGUGUGUCGAUCAUGAUGAGUGUGAGGAGGAGAGCUGUGUAGGAGGAGUGUGUGUGAACACGGUGGGUUCGUACUACUGCAGUUGUCAGCCUCCGCUGGUGCUCGACGACACUCAGCGAAACUGUGUCAACUCCUCCCACCUCACUGUAGAUGAGAACCUGUCUGUGUGCUGGCAGCAUGUCUCAGCAGACCUGAUGUGUCAGAGUCCUCUGCUGGGAGCGCAGGUCACCUUCACCAUCUGCUGCUGUCUGUACGGAGAGGGCUGGGGGAUGGAGUGUGCCCUCUGCCCCUCCACCAACUCCGACGACUACGCCUUUCUGUGCAACUCCUUUCUUCCUCCCCUGUUUCCGAGUUAUCCGGAUUCGAGCGGAUCAGAAACAGGAGGGAGAGCAGGUCCAGGAGCAGGACGAGGAGGAGGAGCGAGUGCUUCUCCACGUUUCCCUUCCUACAGUAUAGACUCCUUCCCUCCAGCUGUAGCUCCCAGCAGAGACUUCAGUCGCCCUGACUAUGAUGAUUACUCUCCACCAGGAGGCAGCAGGUCAGGCUUCAGAGGGAGGACACCUGCCUCCUUCAGUCUGCCUGAUGGAGUCUAUCACAGGCCUGAGUAUGGCACUGGUUACUACUCUGAAGGAGAAUAUGGCUCCCCUGACGGCUCCCAACCCAGACCUCCAUCCUUCCACCUCCCACCGGAUCCCCGGGCUGAGACAGCGUUCGGGGCUCGGCCUCCUCCUCCGUCCCGGCCUGACGGUCCUACUCUCAGCCUGGCCCCUCUGCCAGGAGCUCCCUAUGAAGAGCAGGAGGUGGAGGAGGAGGAGGAGGAAACGUGGAGACCAGGUCCACCGUUCACUCCCUUCACUGAGAGGAGCAGGGGAGGAGUAGCAGGACCAAGGAGGGUGUAUGAGAGGCGUUACGAGUCCUAUGCCGGCCUGAGUGCAGCAGAGGAUUGUGGGAUACUGCACGGCUGUGAGAACGGCAGGUGUAUCCGCGUCGCAGAGGGUUACACCUGUGACUGUUACCAAGGAUAUGAACUGGACAUGGCCUCCAUGACCUGUACAGAUGUAAACGAGUGCGAGGACAGCGUCAGCGUGGAGUUCCCAUGUGUGAACGCUCGCUGUGUGAACACCGAAGGCUCGUUUCGCUGCGUCUGCAGGAGAGGAUACAUCAUGUCCCGAAGACCAAACCACUGUGUGGCUGCAUAGACCGGAUCAAGCCAGACUGGACUCCAUUAGACCUGUAUCAGCUGGUCUAGACAAUCUAAGACUGGACUACACAAUAGCUGACAGGGCUAGACUAGAUUGAACUGAACUAGUUUGGGCUUUACUAUAUGAGCAGAUUUGACAAACUAGACUUGACCAGGAUAAAAUGUACUGGACUAAAAUAUUCCAGAUUGCACUAGACCAGACUGGGCUAGGCUGGACUGGAAUGGGCUUGCACAACACUAGGUCACUGUUAUUUUUUCCAUACUCUCUCUGACAGGUGGUUUCUUUAUUUAGAUUUAUGUCGUGGAGGGGUGUUGUCCUGUAGUUCAGGGAUCUGGUCUACCAGGAAACAUCACAGAUAAUUUUGGAUCUAGAAAAAAGAAUUACUGGAUUUUCAUUGCAAAAAGGAAAAUAACUUUUGUUGUAAGGAACACUUGAGACUGGGACCAGGAUAAGUUAAUGGUGUAAUGAACUGACUGUGCACAUGGUUAACUAUCUCAUGUUAUUCUGUCUAUUAUGUUAUUCUAUAUUGAGUUGAGCUGAAAUUUGAAAUUCCUCAUUUUUGGCUGGACCACAACAGCACCUAUAAUCAUGAAUGUCCCUGACUGACUGACUGACUGACUGACUGACUAACAGACUGACUGACUGAGUGAUCGAGUUCCACCACUGGUCAGCUGAAUGCCAUGUGACUGUGUUGGAGUUUCCUCAUUGGCCAUUGCUCUUUCAAAUGAAUUUGCACAAUUUUAGGGGAUGUUCACAGUCUGCAGUGUUGACAACUUAGAGACUUUGUGGCUAUUCAGAAUUUUUUUUUUUUUUUUUUUGCUAAAAAGCACCUAGAGACAAAUUUAGCAACUUUCUGUACAAAUCUUGGCUACUUAUAAGAAGGUCUCCAGAUCUGCCCUCUCUCUGUUUCUCUCUCUCUCUCUCUCUCUCUCUCUCUGUCUACUCGGCAGCAGUUUCUUACCCAGACGGAAGCUGUGCUGUAUGUGAGAGACAAAACCAGAAAAUGAAGCUGAAAUCACAGCUUAGUCUUUGUCUUCAGUUAUAUAUUCUCUGGUAUGUUUGUUAGUUUGUCAGCCCACUAGCUAAUAAAAAGUCUGAUUUGGGAAAAAAAUUAUUUUAAUUUCUUAAAACUUUUAGCAGCUCAACCAGACAAGACUAAACUAAACCAGGUUUGAUAGGAGACUAAAUAACUUUUACCCCACAGGGUUCAGCUCACGUGUUGGGGUUCAGCUCACCAGUUGUGUACAUUUAAACUGUGUUUUUAUUCAUGCUUGGCCAAAAGUUCUGUUUCCUUAAGAUCUUUUCACUAAAUCCACUUUUUGGUGGUUGUUAUAUAUAGUCAUUUUAUUAUAAAUCUAAAUUCUGGUCCCAGGCUGUGGUUUUCAUUAUAACAGCAGAAAAAGUGUAGUGUGAGUUAAACACAACAUACAAAGAAAAAAUUGUAGUGUUGUGCUCAGUCUAAACCAGUCUAGCCCUUUUUAGUUAGCCCAGUGACUGAAACCAGGCUAACCCAUAUGUUGACUCCAGGCCAGCUCUAAAUAGCCUUGUGCAAACCAGAGCAGCCCUGACUGGCCCUGUUUAGCCCUCUAUCAAGAGCACUGGGACCAAUCUGUGCCCACAGUGUAUGUGUACACAGCUACAGCAGCAUCUGGAUUUUUAUCGUAGAUCGUAUGAGAAGGUCUGGUAGGUUUGUUUGGAGACGUGUGAAGUUGUUUAGUAGAAGAAGAGACAGUCGUGUGUUUUUUUUUUAUUUAGGAGACUAACCAGGCUUCACUGGAAGACAGCAGAGAAACACUGAACUCAGAUCAGUUCAGAAACAACAACUUCACAUUUUAACUUGACAGAUGACUGAGGGAAAGAUAUUAACAUCACUGCAAUUAACGAUUAUUUUCAUUAUCCAUUCAUCUUCUGAUUAUUAUUGAUUAAUUGUUGACAAUGUGAAUAAAAUGUAAAAAAAAAAAACAGUAAAAAAAAAAAAAGAAGAAAAAAUAUCUGUUACUCCCAGAGUACAAAAUGUCUUCAAAUAUCAUGUUUUAUUCAAGCUACAGUCCAAAACCCAAUGUGUUUACUUCACUUGCCUACAAGACUGAGUCUCACAGCCUGUGUGUGUUUGCAAGUGACCCAGCAAACAGGUCAAACUAUCAAGAUGUUUCAGAUCAAUGAAUGAGAACUUGAUUACUCACCUCUUCCAUUACGAAUGUGGUGAACACCUCAGAAUUAACAUGUGAACCAUUUCAGGUGUCAACCCUCAGGUUGGGAAACGCUGAGCUAAGAACAAAGAUACAAGGCUGCAGCUGUACUGACCGUUUGGAGUUUUUGCUUGAAAAAUUACUCAAACGAUUAAAUGAUCAUCAAAGUGGUUGCCAGUUAUUUUCCUGUCAAUCAACUAACUGAUUAAUCAACAAAAUGUGCAGCUCAAAUCAGCGUCUCAGCUCAGGUGUGAUAAUGAUCAUAGUGUCUACAGCAUCAAAUAUAUAAAACACCACAACAACAGUCUGCUCAGUGGCAUACAGAUUUGAAUGGUGUCAUCUGCAGUCAUAAAAAAGAAAAUAUUGUUAACGAAUGAUUUACAGCAGAAGUUUAAAUAAUAGAGCUUUAAUUUCAAACAUAUUCCACAUUUUACCACAUUAGCUCCGACUAUGACAUCUAUUUUGUUAAACUCAGCCAUGACAGCUGUCCCACUGUAAAGACAGAAAGCUUCUGCUAACAUGAAGAUUUUAAAUGUUAGCCACUAAGUGCAUCAUUCAUGAGCCAUCUUCUAACUAAAAGCUAAUAGAUAAGAUUAGUACUAGUUAUUAGUUUUCACCAGCUAACGAGAGUCUUUGGAACCUGAAGAAUUGAAAGAGCUUCAUUCUGCUGAAAACUGAUUUGCUCAUGGGGCUGUAGACACUGAAAUACUGAGGCGAUGAGUUCAAAACGUCUCCGGCUGAUUGGUUUAGUUUGUUCCAAAGCAUUCACCAGACUGCCAUCAUGUAACCCUGGUGGAUAAAUGCUUAUCCACUUCAUUACAUUUUAAUUUAAUUUAUUUUUGGCUUAAAAUAGAUAUUAAAAAAGAUAUUUAAUCUGAAGAAUAUCAGAGCAUUAAAAGUGUUUUUCCCAUUAAUGAUCUGUUGCUGAACACAGAAACUCAGGACUCUCCUGGACAAUGUAACCAACCACGUGGGCUGAUGUUCUGACCUCCAGUUUCCAUUAUUUUAGAAGUCAGGUUUUUCUGCAUAAUUCCCACUGUCCACAUGUUUCGCCUCAUGAAUGUACUGGAAGCUGCAUCCAGUCAUAUUGUGUAGAUUGUAACUGACACAAUAAUCCUUAUUGUUACCAAAUGAAUUAAGCUGUUCCAGCCUGUAAGAGAGCGUGUUUACUGUGUUUUUAAUAACUUUCUAUUGUACUUUCAUGCUGAAUCCAUCUUAAUGACCUUUCCUCCUCAGCACCUAAUGUUUGAUGUAUAACAUGCACUGUAUCUGCCAGAGACCAGCCUUAUCUGUUCACACAGGAGAUUGUGUAAAUUGUUUAAAUUGUCAUCUCUGGUGUUUUUUAAACUGUUUGUUUUUAUGGUUAGUGAUUCACUUUUUUUUAUCAUUGUUGGUUGUAUGACAAGAAAUGAAGAUAUAUUUGCACACACUUUUAGUGAAACCUG